AUGACGGUUUUUGUUGAAAAAAGUUCAUCCUCGAAUAAUGGCGGAACUUCCGGAUAUAAGAAUGGUAAUGGAAACAAUGGAACAACGAGUCAUACUGAGACACAUACCAGCAGUUCACAUACUGAAACCCAUACUAACGGUGGGAAACACACCGGCGGCAAUGGGAGUAAUGGAAACAACAGUACACACACUGUAACUAAUACCGACCAAAAUGGUAGUCAAACAAGUAAUACUACUAAUAACAAUGGAACCAGUGGUCAUAAUGGCACUAAAGGAAAUACUAAUGGGUCUAAUGGGGGUACCAUACAUACGGAGUCUCAUACAAGUAAUACACACACAGAAACACAUACCGGUGGCGCAGGGGGUCAUGGAGGUAAACAUUCAUCUAGUUCAAGUAGUUCAAGCAGUAGUUCAAGCAGCAGCAGCAGCAGUAGUAGUUCUACUAGCAGCAGUACAACUACUAAUGGCACGAAUGGUCAUGGUGGAAAGGGAGGAAACAAUACCAGUUCACAUACUAGUACACACACUGAAACACACAGUAGUACUACCAACAACAGUCUGAAUAACAAUGGAAAACAGACCUCUUCUAGUAAUAACUCAAAUAGAAGCAACAGUACUACACAGUCUAAUGAUAAUAACUCUGGUAAACUCAAUUCGUCAGCUAAUAAUUCCGGUAGUAGCAACAAUGCUUUGCAAUCAAGCACGAACAAUAGUGGAGCCAAAAAUAAAAAUUCCAAUUCAGGCGACCAAAGAAACAGCAGUUCUGGCAAGAACAGUACAAAUACAAGCAAUUCUUCUUCUAACACAAAUACUGCGAAUUCAGCAAACUCUUUAAACAAAAACUCUGCGGCAACGAAUACAAAUACCAGCAAUACAGCAAAUCAAAUGUCAAAUAACAACAAACAAACCGCACAGAACGUAAAUUCUAAUUCAAAUAUAGCAAAUCAAAAUGCAGCUUCAAAGAAUAGUACAUCUAAUCAAAAUACCAACCAAAGUUCAAAUACAGCUAAUAAUAGUAACAAUUCAAACAAACAAUUAUCAAGCAGUGCUCAUGCGUCAACAUCAGCUGUUAAAAUGCAUACUACUAAACGUAUGACUACACCGAAACCGACUACAACCCAAAGACCCACAACUACAAAGAAACCGACUACAACACAAAAGCCCACAACUACACCAAAACCGACAACGACCCAAAAGCCUACAACUACAACAAAACCGACAACGACCCAAAAACUUACGACUACACAAAAACCGACAACGACCCACAAACCAACACCUACACCCCAUCAUCAUCAUAUCCACAGGACCAAUCCUGUACAGAAAAUAAUAACAACUCAGAGACCGAAACCAACGACCAACAAGCCUACAAGCACAACACCAAAACCAACAACAGCCGUUCAUAAAAUUCAUAGAACACACCGUCCCGGUCCAACACCUCCAACCAUCCCACCAACGACCAAAGCGCCAUCUACAGCACAUAAAAUUAAUAGAACUCACCGACCUAGACCAACACCUCCAACCAUCCCACCAACGACCAAGGCGCCAUCUACAACACAUAAAAUGGUGAAAACACAUCGUCCAGGACCAACUCCUCCAACGAUACCUCCAACUACGCAUGCUCAAACAACACGUGCUGGACCUACGCCACCUACAAUGCCAGGAAGUACUGCUGGACCGACACCACCAACAAUGCUUGGAAAUACCGCCGGACCAACGCCACCUACAGUUGUUACAAAUACUGACACAGUAGUCAAAAAUAAAGUUACAACACCGAUGGCAAUCAUUAUCCUCAAAACAACAACGCCAGGCUGUCCCCCGUAUGAUGGUGCCACAUGUCCAGCAGAUUGCCAGUCAUAUGACAUGGAUUUCUGUCCAAUUUGUGACUAUUCUAUUUGUAGUGCAACCAAACCAUAA
This is a messenger RNA of Mytilus trossulus (common blue mussel), 1914 nucleotides long. RefSeq lists its product as uncharacterized. The coding region runs from base 1 to 1914 and encodes 637 amino acids. The transcript is spliced from 4 exons. The record is from RefSeq and is a predicted model, not a curated record. Lineage: Eukaryota; Metazoa; Mollusca; Bivalvia; Mytilida; Mytilidae.